Fusarium verticillioides 7600 is the source of this 1686-nucleotide messenger RNA. RefSeq lists its product as hypothetical. Bases 1 to 1686 code for a protein of 561 amino acids. The record is from RefSeq and is a predicted model, not a curated record. Gene Ontology annotation, molecular function: 2 iron, 2 sulfur cluster binding; oxidoreductase activity; pyridoxal phosphate binding. Lineage: Eukaryota; Fungi; Ascomycota; Sordariomycetes; Hypocreales; Nectriaceae. The transcript has a single exon.
AUGGGUGUUCAAUCCACAGCUAAUCUCCCCAAAGAGACUGUAUCGCAUCUAGAUACUGCCCCUACUCCAAAACCAGGGGUUCUUUUGCAAGUCAGAGCAGGAAGAAUCAAGAAAGGCGCCCUAGGAGGUGAAAUCACCUCUGCUAUCUACAAACAGCAACAUGACGGACCGGUAUUCUGCAGCGCAACUGGUGUUCUGGGCGACGAACACGCUUCCAGCGGACACGGUGGCACGGAGCGCGCGGUGCAUCAGUACAACCCAGAUCAUUACCCAGACUGGCGAGCCGAGAACCCACCAGAGCCAGAUCUGUACGAUGUCGGAGCAUACGGCGAGAACCUUGUCACGACCAACAUGAGUGAUGAGAAUGUAUGUAUUGGCGACAUAUACAAACUCGGCGACGACGUUCUUCUCGAAGUAAGUGAACCACGACAUCCAUGCUUUAAACUCAACUCCCGAUUUAAAUGGCCGCGAGCCCUCAAACGAACGAUACGAACAGGACGAGCAGGGUGGAACAUGCGUGUCUUGAAGACAGGCAAUAUCUGCAAGGGAGACACAAUCUCUCUGCUAGAGAGACCAUAUCCCAAGUGGUCUGUGUUGAACGUUCAGCGUGUCAUCAGAGCAAGGAAUGUCUCACUCAAUCUGCUGGCGGAAUGCACACAGCUUCCCAUGACAGACCUCUUUUUGGACAUUGCAAAAGAGAGAUUGAGGAGUGCUCCAAAGACAUAUACGCUGGUCGACGCUCAUCUCGUCGCUCAGCGCGUCAGGAAGCUCACAUUCGCCUUGAAAGAGCCUUUGACCAUUGUCAACCCCGCGUUCGACCCUUAUGCCUUUGCACAGGUCACAUUCGGACGUGAGACAAAAUUUGAGCGCUCUUACUCGAUUGUCGAUGGUGAUAUAUACAAGUUCAGCCUAGGCGUGUCACUCGAUCGGCAAUCACGAGGAGGUUCAGCUUAUCUACACAACGAGUUGAAGAUCGGCGACCAGAUUGAAAUGUCUCCUGGAUCAAACCCUGGUGCAAUGGAAAACGAUGCAAAGUGCGACGAGAGUCUCACACGAGUUCUGAUCGUCGGAGGGAUUGGAAUAACGGCCUUUUUGCCCUCGAUGCGCGACUGGGAGAGCAAAGGCCUGCCAUACCAUCUGCAUUAUGCCAUUCGAAGUCUUGAAGAGGCCGCCUUUCUCGACCAACUUCCCAAAGACAAGACCACUUUGUACAUCCGAUCAGAGGGUCAACGACUCGAUAUUAGUGGUGCCAUACCAAAGCCCAACCAUGAUGGGGCAUACAACGCGCGUAUAUUCUCAUGCGGACCCUCAGGCAUGAUGAAGGAAUGCGAGACCGUUGCCAAGGAACUUGGAUACCCAGACCACAUGCUUCAUUUCGAAGAUUUCGGUAGCGGUGGCGGCGGUGAUCUGGGAGAGCCCUUCGAAGUUGAAGUCGAUGAGCCAGACUCCAACAGACACGAAACGAUGACGGUUCCUCCAAACAAGACGCUGCUAGACGUUCUCAAUGACGCGGGCUUUGACGUAUUGUACUCUUGUAAGUCUGGGGCUUGUGGUGCUUGUAAAGUGGAGUUAUGCGAGGGAAAGGUUGACUAUAAGAGUACGGCGCUGCUUGGGAAAGAGAAGGGGAAAGCAUUACAGGCUUGUGUCGAUCGUGGUAUAGGGAGGCUCAGGAUAGAAAUAGAUUAG